GUAGCGAGACGAUGGAGGCGGUCGCCGAGCAUGAUUUCCAGGCGGGAUCACCUGAUGAGUUGUCUUUCAAGAGAGGAAACACGCUAAAAGUUUUGAACAAAGAUGAAGAUCCACAUUGGUAUAAAGCUGAAUUGGAUGGAAAUGAAGGAUUCAUUCCUUCUAAUUAUAUUCGUAUGACUGAAUGCAAUUGGUACCUUGGUAAAAUAACAAGAAAUGACGCAGAAGUAUUGCUGAAAAAGCCAACCGUACGUGAUGGUCAUUUCCUUGUCCGACAGUGUGAAAGUAGUCCAGGAGAAUUUUCGAUCAGUGUUCGAUUCCAAGAUUCUGUACAACAUUUCAAAGUUUUGCGUGAUCAAAAUGGUAAAUAUUACUUGUGGGCUGUCAAAUUCAACUCUUUGAAUGAAUUAGUUGCUUAUCACAGAACCGCUUCUGUUUCGCGUACUCACACAAUAUUGCUGUCAGAUAUGAAUGUGGAGACUAAAUUUGUACAGGCCCUGUUUGAUUUCAACCCACAGGAGAGUGGAGAGCUAGCUUUCAAAAGAGGAGAUGUUAUCACUUUGAUCAACAAAGACGAUCCAAACUGGUGGGAAGGACAGCUGAACAACAGGCGUGGAAUUUUCCCAUCCAACUACGUAUGCCCUUACAAUAGCAAUAAGAGCAACUCCAACGUGGCUCCUGGCUUCAACUUUGGAAAUUAGGACGUUAUUUUAGGAUUUUUCCUGUCUCUGUUCGUUCUUUAAAAGGAGCGUUCAAUGUUUCUUCUAUACCAUUUGUUCUUGACAUAGUAGUCUAAUAAGCCCUCUCUUACUUAAUCUCCAAUAAUAAUCACUAAAUCUUGUCACAAACACACUUUCCAAUGCUGGGUAUUAAUUUCACAACUUUCUCAAAACUGAGAUAAGUUGUUCGUGUUUUACAUGUAGACCAUGAAUUUUCAAUGUUUUUAUUCUUUGCAACUUGGAACUGCCAUUGGCAAUGUUUUAUCGAUUUUUUGUUCGGUUUCGUUGGCAAUGAUACAAUUCUUGUUGUGUUAUCAACAGCCUUUUCUUUCCCGCUUUCUUCCAACCCCACACCAAUUCUAUUACGGAUCUAUUAAGCGAUUAGAUACUCUGACACAAUACUCAGAGACUGUUCGCAUUUGUUUUUUUUUGUGUUCAUGCAAUUUUUGUCAUAACUAUUUGCCAUUUCUCGUCAUUGUCUCUCUUUUUCUUUUGACAUUUUGCAAUUCAUCCAAAACCAAUACGAUUUUUCGUUCGGUGCUACAUUGUUCGGUUUUAUCACAACUCACACUGUUCUGAUAUAGUUUUAUCACUUCAUUCUAUUCCUCCGGCUCAAUCUCUUGUCGAGAGCAUCAUGAAGCUUCUCUCUGCCUCCCACUUUACUCGCCGUCUUGCUUUUAUAUCGAAUUUGUCAAGUAUUUUCCAAUCCCUUUGUAAAUCAAUGAAGGUUAAUAAUUAUU
Messenger RNA from Caenorhabditis elegans, 1456 nucleotides. It is a transcript of the gene sem-5, whose product is annotated as Sex muscle abnormal protein 5. Lineage: Eukaryota; Metazoa; Nematoda; Chromadorea; Rhabditida; Rhabditidae. Bases 12 to 698 code for a protein of 228 amino acids. Gene Ontology annotation, biological process: epidermal growth factor receptor signaling pathway. Gene Ontology annotation, cellular component: plasma membrane. The record is from RefSeq and is marked reviewed. The transcript has 6 exons. Gene Ontology annotation, molecular function: epidermal growth factor receptor binding.